AUGUCUCAAGAGGUCGAUUUUCCCGAGGAAAUACAACAACUACAGAAAGGAAGAAGCAUUCACCCUAGUAGCAGAAUUGCCCAGCUGUGUCCCUUUAUUGGCGAUGAUGGCGUACUUCGAGUUGGAGGACGACUAAACAAGGCUAAGUUUCAAUAUGAUUUUAAAUACCCAAUGCUUUUGUCCAAAAAUAGUCCCUUAUCUAUCUUAAUCUUUACAGAUGCUCAUCACAAAACACUCCAUGGCGGUCUCAUCCAGAUGCAAGCUUACGUGUCUCGAAAAUUCUGGAUCCUCUCUGCCCGCAACUUGGCAAAACGAGUACAACGCCAGUGUAUCACCUGUUUCAAAUACAAGGCCAAAUCACUUCAACAAAUUAUGGGCAAUCUUCCCUCUGUUCGGAUACAACCCACAAGACCCUUCAAACAUAGUGGUGUGGAUUACGCAGGCCCAAUAACCAUCAAACAAUCAACUGCUCGGAACUCAGUCACAACCAAAGGUUAUAUCUGCCUCUUUGUUUGUAUGGUCACGAAAGCACUUCACCUCGAAGCUGUUACCAGUUUGUCUACAGACGCAUUCAUAGCUGCUUUCCGGAGAUUUACUUCACGUCGUGGAAUGUGCUCAGACCUUUACUCGGAUUGUGGUACAAAUUUUAUUGGCUCAAACAAGGAGCUUAAAAUUCUUCGCCGAAGAAGUAUUGACUCCUUGCCAGAAGACCUCGUUAACCUUCUUACUAAUAAUGGCACAAAUUGGCAUUUUAUACCACCAGCAUCACCAAAUUUCGGAGGACUGUGGGAAGCUGGUGUAAAAUCCACGAAGCAUCAUUUAAAACGAAUAAUGGAUCAUCGGAUUCUUACUUAUGAAGAACUGUCUACGUUACUCGCUCAAAUUGAAGGAUGUCUCAACUCAAGGCCGCUUUGCCCAAUGUCACCUGACCCUUCAGAUUGCGAAGCAUUAACUCCGUCACAUUUUUUGGUUGGAGAGCCAAUAUUAUCUGUCCCUGACGAAGACUUGUUAGAUUGCUCCAUAGACAGACUUUCCCGAUGGAAAGUAGUUCAACUACUCAAGCAACAAUUCUGGAAACGAUGGUCAACGGAAUAUGUAAACCGACUUCAAUCCCGUCCUAAAUGGUUAAAGCCCCAAAAGAAUGUUGAAGUUGAUGAUUUGGUCAUUGUAUUUGAUGAACGCCUUCCUCCUGGCCAGUGGCCUCUGGCACGAAUUACGGAAAUUCAUCCCGGCACUGAUGGCAGAGUUAGAGUGGUAUCUCUUAAAUCAAAUGGAAAAAUCUACAAACGUCCUGUUUCGAAAAUUGCUCAAUUACCCCUUCAAGAAGAUUUUACUUCCUGCAAAGAAAAUGAUGAGAGUUGCUGUGAGCCGAGGCAUAGCACGGUUAUCUCGGAAACCGAAUAA
Musca vetustissima is the source of this 1404-nucleotide messenger RNA. RefSeq lists its product as uncharacterized. Bases 1 to 1404 code for a protein of 467 amino acids. Lineage: Eukaryota; Metazoa; Arthropoda; Insecta; Diptera; Muscidae. The record is from RefSeq and is a predicted model, not a curated record. The transcript has a single exon. Gene Ontology annotation, biological process: DNA integration. Gene Ontology annotation, molecular function: nucleic acid binding.